Messenger RNA from Clonostachys solani, 1065 nucleotides. NCBI's taxonomy places the organism in Eukaryota, Fungi, Ascomycota, Sordariomycetes, Hypocreales, Bionectriaceae. The record is from the annotation of a GenBank genome assembly.
AUGCCAUGCGAAUGGAGUGCGAGACGGACGACAAAGUUCUCCAUCGAGGCCCGGUCUCUUCUUGUUCGGAGGGUAGAUACCAUUUUGGAUUGCUUACGAAGGAUUCGCCAGCGGGCAGCCGAGUGCACAUCUUGGGAUACGAUCAUCGCUUCCGCCCCUCAACUACCACUGCCUGAACCUUCUCCCCCCGAGACGGAACUUAUAGACGGACAUAAGAUCGGUGAUGGAAGCGAGUCAUCAGACAACUGGGGAUUCGAGGACUCUGACGUGGAUUCUCAACCAUGCAGCGAUACAAGGACGGUGGAGGAAUCUGCCGAGGAGAAGCCAGAACAUAUCCUCGCGACGCCAAACCUUCUCUCUACCCCGUGGGAGGAAACAGUACUUUGUGAUCUUACGACGAGCAUCAUGAAGAUAGAGGCACACAGUCAGGACACCGCAUCGUUACUGCUCUAUAAGAACGGUGCGACGGAACACUGGGUUCUCAACCAGUGUGCUCAGACGGACUCACAAGCCGCAUCAACACUCCUAAGCGAUUUCCUAGAGCUGCACCCCAUCCUGACGCUUCCAACCUCAAGAUCUUCCUGUUCUUCCUCCUCUUACUCCUAUUACUCUUCGUCCGAAGAAGACUCGAGCAUCGGCCCAGGCGCGGACGGAAACAGCUGCGACUUUACGCGAAAUGGUGAUUCCGAUUCUUGCCUCCAUGGCCAGCCAGAAGUGGAGGAAAUCUCGGCCACGCAGCUCGCCAAGCUGGGCCAAUUAAUUCACAGCAUCGAAAGGUUCAGCCAGUACCUCAACUCAAGUCUCGACAAAGAACGUAAAUCGCACCGCGUCCAGGAUGAGCGGUGGAGCAUUCGGGACUCUGACGGAAACUUGGCUGCCCUCAUGAAGUCUCGCGGAUACAGUAGUCCACUCAGCCAGUGUAUCGCGGUUGACGAGGAGUGGCCUUCGCAAUGGGACCUUAACGCUCUAGAGACACGACCAUUUUAUGACAAAUAUGCCCCUACACCGAAGAUCGAGCCGAUCAAGCCCAAGAAGACAAAGCCUGCCAGGGAGCCUCGGUGGUAG